AUGGCUUCAGUUCGUUGGGGACCACAGGACUCGGAGCAUACCGAGCCUUUUAUCGAAAGGAUCUCACGAAUGGAAUAUGGGGAUGACCCAGAGCUUCGCGAACCAAAACUUGGGCGGUCCUCUCGUACCGAGCUGUGGCGUUAUUGCAAUCUUACAAAGCUGGCCUUUGUCUGGGUGGUCUUGCUAAUUGCGAUUAUGAUACUAUACCUACUAUCCAACUCUACAAUUCUAAAACAGGCUGAAGAAAGUACUCUGCCUGAGCAUGAGCCCGAAGUUGUACAUGGCGGGCCUGUGUCCGGCCCCGUUGUGCUACUCAGCACCAACGCGACAGCUACCUUUAGGGAGAACCUAGUUCCAUCUGUCAAGUACGUGACAACCUUCGUCACCGCAGGAUUCACAAACCAGUUUAUGGAGACGGCAAGUUUAAUAUACUUGAGUAUCUUAACAAAACGCGUCCCCGUAGUACCUGCUUUUCUGGCCGAACACUUCGGUAAAGCAACAGAUAUUAUCCCGACUCCUUUCAGUGAUAUAUUCGACCUUCCUUACCUUUCCGGCAAACUCGGCAUUCCUAUAGUUGAGUGGCACGAAUUGAAACGAACUGUAUACUCUACAGCCGGCGGGCCUCGUCCCGAAACAGAAAAGCUCGGUUGUUGGAGUACGGCCGCCGGGUACAAAAGCUCAGGUCCCACAUACUCUUAUUCUUCUGCACUCUAUGGACUUGAUAUAUCAUACACUCCAGUACCCUCAACAUUUAGUCUGACCCACGUCACGGAUCGGGUGCUCCCAGAUCAAUUCCGAAAGGCAUUUCCACUACAAAGCGAUCCGAAUCAGAAGCUAGAGCCAGACGAGACCAUGUUAUGCUGGGAUAGCUUGUACUACACAGGAGUGUUUGAGGUAUACCCCAGUGAGGAUUUUUUUAAUGAUUAUUCACCUUAUUGGAGCCAGGUUGCUGUACACAUGCGGUGGAGGCAGCACUUGGUUGAACUGGCAAGCGAGUACCUCCGCCGCCACUUUGGCAUUAACAAUAAGACAGAUUCCAUUCCACCAUUCAUUUCGGUCCACAUUCGCAGGUCGGACUUCGAGGGGGGUUGUGGCAAGGAUGUCACUAAAGACCAAUGCUUUGCCCCCAUCGAAGCCUACGAACGAAGAGUGCAAGAAGUGAGGGACCGUUUGGUGGCUCGUGCAAAUAGCAUCAAUGUACGGGAAGUUCUCGUCACCUCUGACGAGCAGGAUCCAAGGUGGUGGGAGCGCAUAUCUGCGUUAGGUCCAGAAUGGCGGUGGAUAGAUCAUGCCGCUGAACAGACUGGUGAAAAAUAUGGCAAAUGGUUUCCGCUCCUUUUAGAUAUGAUAUUUCAAUCCAUGGGGAAAGGAUUCGUAGGAACUUCGAGAAGCACAAUGUCUGAACUCGCACGAGUGAGAGUCGAGGAUUGGAAUGAUGGGGAAUCAGCAACCGUCCUAUGGGGUUUCCCGGGCGCAGACAAUCACUGA
Molecule: messenger RNA, 1488 nt
Organism: Rhizoctonia solani
Lineage: Eukaryota; Fungi; Basidiomycota; Agaricomycetes; Cantharellales; Ceratobasidiaceae
Product: O-FucT domain protein
Exons: 7
Coding region: 1-1488 (495 amino acids)
Biological process (GO): protein O-linked glycosylation via fucose
Molecular function (GO): peptide-O-fucosyltransferase activity
Source: RefSeq, a predicted model, not a curated record